AUGCUAUCGUGCGCAGCAGGCCUUGAAAUCAAUUGUUGCCUUGAUAGCUGGAAGGAAGAUUCCAGUGAAAGCGAACAGGGUCGAAAUGAAUUCGACGAUGAUAGUUUACAAGAUUCAAAAAGUGCCAAUAGCAACGUACAUUUUACACUUGGAGAAGAUGGUUGGGAAGACGAAAUCACUCCGAUGCCUGUACUCCAGAAAAAAAUUCAUAAAAGUUCAAUGAGUCGUUGCCACAGUCAAGACAAUAAUUGCGCAUCUCCUUUCGACAGGGAAAAAGAUAAGGAUCGUUCUCUGUUUUCUCAAUCGAAAUUAUCUCAGUCGGAUUCAAAUUUGGACGGACCCUCUUCCGUCCUUAAAUAUUCUCAAAUAAAAAAACUUCCAAGGGAAUUAUGUUCGGGACCGGAGGAUUUAAAAUCCGUGAGAAAAAUUGAAGAGCAGUUGAGAAAAAAUUCAGAUAAUAGUAAAAUGAUAAGGAGGAUAAGCAAGGAUCAACCGGAGGAAGAUCCAAAAUUUGUGUUUCUUAAAAGUUACAAAGAUAAAGAAAUGAUGGAAGACGAUAAAUUGUUGGGUUAUCGACAGUCGAGGGAAAUCGCCGCCGACGAUUUCCGGAGAAAAUCGGAUUCUCGUGACGGUCCCAUCGACGGAUCGUCGUCGAAUUUUCGACGCACGACGAGCGACGAUUUUCGUAAAUUACUAGGGAAAGAAAUGGUCGUCGUCGGUGACGUGAAAAAAAUGACGACGAGUUCGGAAGACGGUAGAAAAGCGACGAUGUCGACGGCGAUGACGACGACGACGACGACGACAGAAGACUGCAAAAAAAUAUUAGAUAAGGUUAGAACGGAUGAAUUGAUGAAAAGUAAUAAUUUAUUAUUGAACGACGAAAAAGACGAAACGUAUUCGACGGAUUCGAAUUCGACCGCAGCAGACGAAACGGACACGAAGAAAAAAAAAUUGAAACUUUUUGGAAAUUUCCGUAAGAAUAAAUUGAAACUUUCAUGA
This is a messenger RNA of Pediculus humanus corporis (human body louse), 999 nucleotides long. RefSeq lists its product as uncharacterized. The record is from RefSeq and is a predicted model, not a curated record. Bases 1 to 999 code for a protein of 332 amino acids. NCBI's taxonomy places the organism in Eukaryota, Metazoa, Arthropoda, Insecta, Psocodea, Pediculidae. The transcript is spliced from 5 exons.